AACGUCACGUUCCUACAGGGCCUUUUAUCUGAUGAAACUAAAACCUCAGAAGGAAGGAUAAUUUCUAAUUUUGGAAUAUGACUACGUCACAUGAAAACCAAGAAUACAGCUUAUAGUUAUCUAAAGUCACUCCUGAUCGAGAGUUUCGGUUUUGCAUGAUGGUUGCAUUGGUUAAUGAAAUUCUGUCGUCCAACCAAUGAUUGCAAAGAUUUUGUUUUCUCAGCCAAUCUGAUACAAGCCCCGAAAUUUACUGUUGACUUCACGUACCAAAAUGUUCCCCCGCCUUUCGCCUCAGUUGUGCAGUGAUUGAUCGCUCUGAGUGGUGGAUUCUGUUUCGGCGGGAAAAGGACGGAAGCUGUAAUGCACAAGCUCACUGAGACGAAAGAAACCGUGCAGUGAGUAGAACGCGGCUAGCCGCCGACUAUGCAGAAGGUAGCCAACCUUCUGAUAAAAUUUAUGAAUGAAAUAACUAUUUAAGAUACUCUCCUUAUCGAUUGCAGCCGGCUCGACUCCAACCCUCUGAACUGCACAUGUGACAUUCUGUGGCUGGCCAGGUUGCUCAAGAAGACACCAAACACGGAGACUGCAGCUACAUGCGCUGAGCCCGCGAAUAUGCAAGGAAAACCAUUGGUGAGACUCACGCCAGAAGAUUUCAACUGCGUACCACCAACAUUUGUGAAAACACCGACCAACAUCGAGGUGUCUGUCAGGGAUCGACAGGUGUUGUUCAGAUGCCUAGCCACAGGCUACCCAACACCGACUAUAACAUGGCGGAAAGACGGAAAACCUCUUAAGUCAGACACACGUCACGUUAUGACUGAAAAUGGCGCGUUGAACAUCAUUGAUCCUAGGUUCUCUGAUGAGGGAAGUUAUGAGUGCGUAGCGCAGAACUCUGCUGGCGAGAUUGUCAGCAAGGCGGCGUUAAAUUAUUUUGGAGUUGAAGCUCCACCAUUCCUGAUCCAGUAUCCUCAUUCUAAAGUGGAAUCGAUAGAAAGAAAUCCCGUUACCCUAACUUGCCGCGCCCGCGGUAAUCCGAGACCUAUUAUCGAAUGGAGUAAAGAAGGUCUGCCGUUGAACUUGGAUCCUCAUUAUGAGGUCAUGCCAUCCGGGGACUUGUACAUCCGGGAGGUGCGCAUUGUGGAUCAUGGAACGUACAGAUGUCGUGCUACCAACAGGGCUGGGGGCGUGGCGGCUUCAACGAGGUUGAUUGUAACAGCCCCACCAAAGUUUACCACAAAACCCGAAAGUACCGAGGUACUUGAAGGUAGUACAACUGAACUCCAUUGCCGAGUGAGUGGUCACCCAGUACCAGCUAUCGCUUGGACCAAAGAUGGCGACCGACUGCCAUCUCGAGAUCGUCACGUUGUGUUACCUUCCGGAACUUUAAGAAUACUGUUUGCCUCGCCGAGUGAUCAGGGGCAGUACGAGUGCCAAGCGAUCAACGUUAUCGGAGUGAGACUGGCUCGAGCGUUUCUGACAGUGAAACCGCGAGUUCCACCGUCCAUCGUGGAGUCGCCCACAGACAUUAUUGUGUCGGCUGGUCAAACAGUUCAAAUUCGUUGCUCCGCUUACGGUGCUCCCAAGCCAAUCAUAACAUGGAUCAAAAACAACGUACACAUUACUGAGGCAAACAGGUACUCGUUUGGCCCAUCCGGAACCCUGAGCAUCCGGGAUGUUGGCAAGGCUGACGAGGGGAGGUACGAAUGUGCAGCUCGCAAUAGCAUUGGCGCAGCCUCUGCGCAGAUGACACUCACAGUGCAAAUCCCUACAGACGAAAAUAGGAUUGGUAUUGACAUCAUUAAUAAAACGGUGGUUCAAGCCAAAGAAAAUGUGGAUAGGGCUCUUAACGCCAGCAUUAAGAAGCUCUUUGCCUCUUCGCAGCCAAGGAAACCCAGCGAUCUCCUCGCCCUCUUCCGUUUUCCAUCACCCGCCGCCCAGCAAAUCGCCCGAGCCGCGGAAAUAUUCGAGCGAACGAUCCAGCUGGUUCAUGAGCACGUGAAGGAAAUGGACAGGGUGAAUGUAAGCAACGACAAAUACAACUUCUUUCACCUUCUGUCUCCAGCACACGUGGGUGUGAUUGCCAACUUGUCAGGUUGCAGUGCCCACCGCCGGAUCAACAACUGCUCUGAUAUGUGCUUCCACCACAAGUACCGCACCUUCGACGGCACUUGCAACAACCUGCAGCAUUCCAUGUGGGGCGCGUCUCUGACGCCAUUCAAGCGCCUGUUGAGCCCUGUUUACGAGAACGGUUACAACACGCCCGUGGGCUGGCAGGACACAGAGGGAAGGCCUAGCGCGCGCCUUGUAUCAACAGAGCUGAUAUCAUCCAAUGAGGUGACCGACGAUGCACAGUAUACCCACAUGUUGAUGCAGUGGGGACAGUUCUUAGAUCACGACAUCGACUUCAUUGUCAGCAGUCUGAGUACGUUGAGAUUUAGCGACGGUCUGGAUUGCACGAAGCAGUACAGCGUUUGUGAUAAUCAGCCGCCAUGCUUCCCUAUUCCAAUCCCAGCUAACGAUCCCCGCAUAAAGGGACACGGGUGCAUGCAAUUUACUCGCUCAAGUGCGGUCUGCGGUACCGGGACGACCUCGGUGUUUUUCAGCGCGGUGACUCCGCGAGAACAGAUGAACCAAAUCACUUCCUACAUUGAUGCGUCAGUCGUCUACGGUUCAUCGGAAGAGGAGAUCAUGAAUCUGCGAGAUUUGGAAAGCAAAGGAUUGCUCAAAUCAAACCCCAACAUCGACAAUGGGAAGCCAUUGCUUCCUUUCAACAGGGACACGCCCAUUGAAUGUCUCCAACCAGACAACAGCCCUGUCCCGUGUUUCCUUGCGGGAGAUUUUCGCGCCAACGAGCAGCUUGGCCUUCUGUCGAUGCACACCAUAUGGAUGCGUGAACAUAACCGCAUUGCUCAGGAGCUGGGAGAUUUGAAUCCUAACUGGGACGGAGACAAAGUGUACCACGAGGCACGUAAAAUAGUAGGGGCCGAGAUGCAACAUAUCACAUACACUGAAUGGCUCCCUAAGAUUCUUGGCCCUCGAGGAAUGGCCCUUGUGGGGACCUAUAGUGGCUACGAACCGAAUAUCGAUGCAGGGAUUGUAAACGCAUUUGCCACAGCAGCUUUCAGAUUCGGUCACGGCCUCAUCAAUCCGAUUAUUUUCCGUCUUAACUCUUCGUUUCAACCCAUCGAACAAGGUAACAUUCCUCUUCACAAAGCGUUCUUCUCGCCUUAUCGGCUAGUCACCGAGGGUGGCGUGGACCCAAUUCUACGUGGGCUCUUCGGUAGGGCCGCCAAGAGUCGCGAUGACAAGCACCAACUUAUUAACUCGGAGCUCACAGAGAGGCUCUUCGAAAUGGCUCACGAAAUAGCCCUCGAUCUUGGUGCCCUCAAUAUUCAGAGAGGAAGGGACCAUGCUUUGCCAGGCUACAACAGUUGGCGUGGCCUUUGCAAUCUCUCUGUGGCUGAAACAUUCGAUGACUUUAAAAACGAGAUAGUGGAUAGCGAUAUUCGUGACAAGCUGCGAGAACUUUACCAACACCCUUCCAAUGUUGACUUGUGGGUAGGAGGUCUUCUGGAGGAACUGGUGCCCGGCUCAUUACUGGGGCCUACUUUCGCUUGUAUCAUAGCUGAACAGUUUAGAAGAACACGAGCCGGAGACAGAUUCUGGUAUGAAAGCCCGUCCACCUUCGACCACUCUCAGCUGAUUCAAAUCAAACAGACCUCACUUGCUAGCGUUCUGUGCGACAAUGGUGACGGCAUUGACCGGGUUCAGCGAGACGUGUUUCUCCGCGCCACCUACCCCACGGGAUACGUUGCGUGUUCUUCAAUACCCCGUAUGGAUCUGCGCAUGUGGAAAUAUUGCGAAGACGAUCACUGUUCCUCGCCAGACAAGACUCCUACGUUUACUGAACAUGUUCAAAGCCGCCGCUUUAAACGUUCAGCUGAAGAAUACAAUGCUGAUACAAGAGAACUAGAAUUCAAAGAAAUGGAAUAUAUGGACUUGUAUGAUGAAGAGGACCCUGCUGGCGAGGAAAAACAAGGGUUAAUCAAUCAUCCAUUAGAACAAAAGGAUUUAGAUUUGGCGGAAAGAGUCGAGGAACUUGAACAGACAGUAGCAAGCAUGGCUGGAAGUUUGAGGAAGCUAGAAGAUGCAUUUAACAGGCUUCAAAGUCAGAUGGAAAUAGAUAGAGAAGUAGAUGUACUCAAAAAAGAACCAACUGCGAAAGAAACGAAAGGCUGUGGAGUUGAUCAAGGCACUGCUCGUAUGGAGGGCGAUACAUGGCAGAAAGAUGUUUGUACUCGGUGUUCUUGCAAGGAAGGAGAAAUUCGGUGUAUAGCAAAAAUAUGCGACGAGCUAUUAUGCGAGAAAUCUCACAAAGUCCAAAAUGAAUGCUGUCCGCGCUGUCAAGAGUGAACCGGUUCACCGUUGCAACCGUCCAGGCGAAUCAGCUGGUAUAAAUAUAUUUAGAUCUGUGAAAAUGCCGUGGUUGCUGAAAUACUCCUUUUUGGCCACUCCUAAAUUAUUUUUUAUUUCGCAAACAUUAGCAAGUAAGCCAUUUAUUCGUCGGCUUGAUGCUGACUACAUCGGGCCCAAGAUCGAGAAUUCAACCCUGGCUAGAGUCACUUUGUUUUUUCCAGUUGUUUGGCACAUGCAUUGCAGGAGCAAACUAACAAAAGGCCACUGGAUUCAGCCGGAUUUCAGGUUACAAGCUAAGGGAGCAGCGAGGGUAGAACAAAUAUUUCGUGCAGGGAAGUAGUGGUCAAAAUAACUCGUGGUUGCCGUGGAAACCGCAGUUGAGCACCAAUUAAAAUUCAGCUUAUUAAUAAUAACGACGCUUGAAACUAUGUGCAUUACACGAAACCUUACUCGAUAAAGUAACGUGACCUAACGUGUCACAAGUGCAUGGAGUGGCGUUACGUAGCGUGACGUACAAUGACGUGACUUCGCCCCCUUUCUAUGAAAAUAAUUUAGGAACGGUCAUGAAGGGCUCACGUAAAUUUAAGCCAUUUGUUUUAUUUUUAUUCAGCUAGCAUUGUGUUUAAUUUUGGAGCUAUGAAUGGAUAAUUGGCUUACAGAAAAACGCUUGAUAAAAGCAACGCUUGCUGUAACUCUCAACAGACGGGAAUGGAAAUAAAACGUUUUUAGAUAUUGGAUGUUGUAAGGCUGCUUCGCGAAGUAAGCAUAUCUCGAUCGCGCCCAGAUCUCUCACGAUAGGAACGUUAUCUAGCUCCGUGCGGAGAGUUAAUUCCUGAGCUUAAAAUGGAAAUUCUCUUAACCGAUUAACAUACAUUUCUUUUCAUGUUUGUUCUGAGAAUUAAGUUGUACGUCAAGUCAAUAAAGAUUUAGUUGUUCUAGCUAA
Molecule: messenger RNA, 5359 nt
Organism: Orbicella faveolata
Lineage: Eukaryota; Metazoa; Cnidaria; Anthozoa; Scleractinia; Merulinidae
Product: peroxidasin-like
Biological process (GO): response to oxidative stress
Molecular function (GO): protein binding; peroxidase activity; heme binding
Source: RefSeq, a predicted model, not a curated record